Molecule: messenger RNA, 5215 nt
Organism: Acanthopagrus latus (yellowfin seabream)
Lineage: Eukaryota; Metazoa; Chordata; Actinopteri; Spariformes; Sparidae
Gene: gabpb2a
Product: GA binding protein transcription factor subunit beta 2a
Exons: 8
Coding region: 1057-2364 (435 amino acids)
Biological process (GO): positive regulation of transcription by RNA polymerase II
Cellular component (GO): nucleus
Molecular function (GO): transcription cis-regulatory region binding; protein binding
Source: RefSeq, a predicted model, not a curated record
UUUCACUGAGCUGAAAUCAAAGAAAUCCUACAGCCAGAAAUAACUUUAACAGGUUUUCAUGAAGAUUAAAUCAUCAUUUGCAGUUUGUGAUCAAAUACAAAUCAACUUGUUUUUCUUUAACUUCAUCAUUCUGAAGUUCACUCCAAUGACCAGAACCAACAGCAACACCAGCGUCAGUAACACUGCAGGAGUUACAGUGAAAGAGGUCCGGCUGGUCCAAAUGUGUCCGAACAUUCAUUCAGAAAAUGUUUUGAAUUCAAACUGUUUUAGUUUUCUGGAGGAAAUAAUCUGAAUUGGUCCCAUCCCUUUUUAUUUUAUCAGUAAUUAUUUAUCAUAUGCAACAAGGCUGCCAGGGUUCUGCAGAACGCGGGUCAAUUUAAGGAACUUUAGAUCAUUUUACAUCUUCACAAAACAAUGAACAGAUUAUUGAUUAAAAUCAUGAAGUUUCAGUUUGUUCACUCUGAAACAGACAGAAAUAUUAUAGUGAAGUUAAACAUCAUAUAAAAGUGAAUGUUGACAGAAUUCUGUCAGAUGUGUUCAUUUGAAAUAUCUGGUGGCUGCCAAGGCUCGGUUCUGGUCCAGCUGCCUGCUUCUGCAUCAGAUCCACAGAAUCUAAAAGUUCUCCAUCAAUGACUUUAUUUAUUUAUUUGUUUAUUCAUUUAUUUAUUUAUUUCAGCCUCAGCUCUCAGCAGAUGACUGACAGCUGCUGAUAUUAAUAAUUCACUCUGACUGAACACAGUCGCCUCCUUGUUGUCGCUGAUCACCAUCACGUCCCGGUUCUGCUGCUGAUCUCGGAGCAGCGGUCGGUCCGUCCGGCCCGGCGGCACGCCGCCGCAGCACUGACCGGAGGUCUGCUCCUCCGUGUCGUCACUGAGCCCGCCCACAGGGAGGUUAACUCACUCUGGCUUCCACCUCCGGUGUCGAGGGGCCGCCAUUUUUAUACGAGAUAAAACACAAAAAUAACUAUUUUAAAAAUCCUUCCCGGCAGGUGAACACCUGUCAGACUCUAUAUCACGUCAGGACACGAACACUCGCGGGAAUCUACGGGAGAGGACGAUGUCGUUGGUGGACCUGGGGAAGCGUCUGCUGGAGGCGGCUCGGAAAGGUCAAGACGAUGAGGUCAGGAACCUGAUGGCCAACGGAGCGCCGUUCACCACCGACUGGCUGGGGACGUCUCCGCUCCACCUGGCCGCUCAGCACGGUCAUUACUCGACAGCCGACGUCCUGCUGAGAGCCGGCGUCAGCAGAGACGCCCGCACCAAAGUGGACAGAACCCCGCUGCACAUGGCUGCUGCCGAGGGACACACAGUCAUCGUGGAGCUGCUGGUCCGGAGCGGCGCCGACAUCAACGCCAAAGACAUGCUGAAGAUGACGGCUCUUCACUGGGCGGCGCAGCACGGUCAUCACGGCGUGGCCGAGACCCUCAUCAAACACGGAGCCGACGUGCACGCGCUCAGUAAGUUUGACAAGACGCCGUUCGACAUUGCCGUCGACAUCCAGAAUACGGAGCUGAUGCUGCUGCUGCAGGAGGGCAUGCAGAACCAGGUCAAUAUGAACCAAGUCAAUAUGAACCAGGUGAACAUGAACCAGGUGAGUAUGAAUGUGGAAACCAGCACCACCACCAGCCAGCCACAGUUCAUCAUCCAGGGAAUACCUGCCAUCCAGGGGGGCGUGGUCAACCUGGCCGAGCUGCUCAACAAGGCCAACGCAGGUGACUCGGAAGAAGCGAUGGCCGCAAGCGCUCUGGACUCCAACAUCCAGCACGCCGCCGUCGUCAAUGAAGGGGGUCAGAGGGUCAUCACCAUAGUGACCGACCAGCACGGCAACCUGCAGACCACAGGAGGGAUGGCGCCACCAUUCUUCGUCACCAUGCAGCACGGACAGCAGAUGUUGGCGGUGCCGGCCAACACGGUGACAGAGGAGGUGGUGACGGAGGAGACUCAGCCUCCACCCUCCAGGAAGAGGAAACUGGAGGUGACCAACAAUCACAAUGAUGGAGGAGAGACGGAGUUGUUGCAGAGGCAGCUGCUGGAGGCCAACAGGAAGGCGCAGGAGUACCGGCAGCAGCUGCUGCGUAAGGAGCAGGAGGCCGAGGAGUACCGCAUUAAACUGGAAGCCAUGUCCCAAAGUCAGGCCAACAGCACCAACGCCAACACCGCCGCAAUCAGCGCCGCCGCCGCCAAUGCUGCCAGCCCUGAGGAGGUGGUGGGAGGGGAGGAGGAUGAGGAGGAGGCAGCAGCCAGCAUGGUGGAGGAGGAGGGAGAGAUGGUGGUGCUGCAGGAGGGAGGGAUCAUCAUGGAGGGGGAGGAGGGUCAGGUGACGCUGGUGGAGACGGGAGGAGAGACGACGGAGGUCAGCUCCUAACAGAGGUGGGGGAGGAGAGGUGAGGAGGGCCGACACACUGAUGGAAAGACGGAUCAGAACCGGAGGUAGAUGGAUGGACUCGCGCUAAUUUGCAUCCCUUUGAACAGGUGGCCAGUGUGUGACGGAGGGGGAGGGGGUGAGUCAUGGUGGAUGGUUUGAAGUGUGCGCCAUUUUGAAUCCCUGAAAGACACCAGAGUGGAGAAACAAAAUGGUCUCCCAGGAACAGUGAGGGGAGAACAAAGAUCGACAACAGACAUGAGGGUCAUGCACCAUUUUGAAUCCCUGAAUGAUUAAAUACCAACAGUCCCCAAAAGAUUUGUUGAUAACAUGUCAGAGAGGAGGAACAAAAUGGCUUCCCCAGAAAGAUCAUUUGGAGAAAGAUGGACUGAUUAAACAAACAUGAUGGACGAGUUAAUUCUUGCAUCAUUUUGAGUCCUCAGAAGAUUUGAUUCUAAUAUGACAGAGAGGGAAACAAAAUGGCUUCUCAAAAAAAAACAACAACUAAGAGAAGACAGAGAUAGAAAACAGACUAAACAAACAUGGCAGGGUUUAACUGGGCACCAUUUAGAGUUCCCCCAUGUUCUAUACCUGAAUGCUUACUUAAGUGGGAUGCAAAAUGGAAUGACUCUGGAUGAGAGGAUUGAAGAGAUGGAGACCAGCUGAGGGAGAAGAAACCAACAGCAGAGAAGAAACCGAAAAAACAAACUCAGGAGGAGGCGGGACUUUUUACCCGAAGGCAUAUUUACUUUUUUUGUUGUAAACACAAUCAGCGAUCCCAAAUCAGAAUACUGAGACGGUCCUCCCCGUGUGCAGCCACGUCUGCUCCCUGAACAUCGCUUCAACACACCAUUUUGCUUCCCAGUUUGACUCAGAGUGCUUAUAAAGACAACGUCACUGAACCUGAGGAUGCAGCAGGAGUCAAGAGUCUUAGUUGGUCUGUUUAACAUUUUCCUCCUUGAUGUUAGAACGCCGAUGGUUAUCCCCAGUGCGCCAUUUAUAUCCUUUUGUUUCUGUUUUGUUCAUUUGUUUUGUCAGUGGGUUGUUUUUAUCUGGUGAGUCUAUGAACCAACCAGCUGUUCCUCUGAUGCCUUCAGAACUCCAUGUUCUGAUCAACUGGGAUCAUUUUCACCUUUUUGAAAUAAUUACCCAACUCUUGCUGCAGCUGGCACCAUUUUGCUUCCACAAAAUAAGGCCUCCACCGGGAGCUGUGAAAGAAAAAGCCUCUUUGUCAGGAUUGUUUGGACACUACGGUAACUCAUUCUGAACUGCUUUCCUACUUCUUUCACUUAGUUUUUUGUUUCUAACUAGUUUUGUUACUUUUCUGAUGUUUGAGGAUGAAACGUUUGUUCAGAACGAGUUCACACUCGUUUAACAAAUUAAUCUUAAACCAAGCGAGCAAAAGGAAUAAUGUUAGGAUGUCAGCUGGUGUCACUGCUCAACACGCCCAUAAAUGUUUGAGUUUAGAAAAGGCUGUGAUUUCUGACAGGUCCCGAACCAGGACCUGAACCAGGAACUGAACCAGGAACUGAACCAGGAACUGAACCAGGACCUGAACCAGGUCCAUCAUGGAAACCUUUAAUGGUGAUUAUUAUUGAAAACUAGGUUUGUUCUCCAUCAUCAGGCUGUUUAAGGCUUGUUGGGUCGAACAGAACUUACUGAUUAGUCUUGAAAUGUUCUUCAGAUUUCUGUCAGCUGAGUUUUAAAAACUUUUUCAUAAUCAACUUAUCGAUUAUCAGAUUUAUUGACACUUAGAAACUCUUUCCAGGGAUUGAAUGUCAUCAGCUGUGGUGUGAAUUCUAAAUUCACUUGAACGUUCUGAUCUCUUUCAGCCAUGUCGUUUUACAUUCCUGUCGAGUCUGAGUGCGUUCUGAUAUCUUUAACUGAUGAACAGCUACUCGCUCUCAUUUAGAUCCAGACGUCUGUGCGUGCAGAUGUUCUGUUCAGAGCAGUCACAACUUUUUCAACUCAAUUUUUUAGUGUCUGAAUCUCACACACUUGUCAUGUGGUCGUGUUGCGUGAAUAUUUGAAGUAUUACGACCGUCAGCUCUUGAUUUGCUCUCGCAGCUUCAGUCCAAAUUGUUUUCCAACAUGACGACAACUGAACUUUUCAAACUCAACAGUUUCUUUUGCAUCAAUAUGUGACUUUAAACAUUUGGUCAUCAUUAAUGAGUCCAGAGGUCGUUGCGGAGGAAUUGCAGCUGAAGUCUGUUGGAUGUUUUAUAGGAACAGGAUAAAUUUGUAGUUCAGAUGAAACGCAUGGAGUCCUGGUUCGGUUUCCUGUCCUGGGACAGCAGUUACUGAUUACUACCUGUCAGCUGAUAGACUCACCUGUCUGCCCUCUGAUCAGUGAUUCUGUGUCAUUUGAGUUGAGUAUGAUAGUUAUUUUUAUAAGCUCAGCGAAGCCUACCUUUUUCUAUGUACAUAUAAAGUUGUAUUUUUUUAACUGUACCUGAAUGCUUCACCAUGAUGAUGAUGAUGAUGAUGAUGAUGAUGAUGAUGAUGGCUGCCUGCAUUGGUAAAUCUGAAAUAUAAACACUUGUUUUUUUUAAUAAGAACUUCUUUGUUUUGUUUUUUAAUGCUUUCACACAGUGACACCUGAACUCACCAUGAGGCAUUUAGGUGUUGAACUGACUCUGUUCUGCUUCAGCGUGACAGUUUAACUUGUGUGUUUUCAGACAGUUGAUCCAAAUCGAUCCAUCAGGAAUGGAAUACAACAAACAAAUUUAUUCUUUAAGUGGGUUUUUGUCAUCUGUUUCUCUUUACAAACAUUUAGAAGUCCAUUAAUGUGACAGAGGAAAAGCAAAAUUCAACAAUCCGGAAAUUCUUUAAUGUAAAUAAAUCAUAAAAACAG